CAACACAAUAUUUUGAAACUUUGGCAAAGCGUAAGGUCUACAAAACUUUGUUCACUCUGUACGUAACAGAUUUUAGUUUGGGGAAGAGAAAAUUGUAUUGAAAUGAAAUGUAAUCCAUCACGUUACAUCGUCUCCCACUGCAGAGUGGACUAAAUUUUGUAGUGAGUGGAAAAGCCAAGGGAAUGCUUUACAUUUAUACACCCGGUGGAAUUUCUGUCUCGUUGUUCUAUCUGUGAAAUUCACACGUGUGAAUCACGAUAUGCUACAAACUUGAGCCGACUGCGAGCUGGGGUAGGCUAGGUCGUUUCAUGUCUCAGGCCCUCGGAGGAAGCCGAUUGAGAGAGGGGUGAUUGUGCUGCUAAAAAAGGCAAAUCCAGGAGGCAAAUCCGGGGGAAGCAGGCGAAUAUAAGGAAUGAUUCUACUCGUUCACAAAGAGACAGGCGUGAUUAGAAACGCAGUCCGAUCAAGAAUAGGCCUAUAAGCGUUCUGAGCUUUGAUCAAUGCUGGGAAUAAUAUUUAGAUGUUCAUCCGUAACUGAUUUCUUUAUUGUGUAUAAAAUAUAUAAAUAGGCUAUAUAUAUAUAUAUUUUAUUUUUACAAAUUAGGAAAAAUGACCGAGGUCCGGAUCUCGUCCUCAUACGUAGUUACAGCUCUGUGUGCAGGUUAUGCUUUUAAUAUGACUGAAGGCUCUACUACCGACUGAAGCGAUGUGCUCGCUUUCAACCACCAAUUUCACGACACUGUUUGUUUGCGCAUGGCCAGUCGCUCUCGAGGUCUUUCGGUCUCACUCGCAACCGGCAUCUUUGUACAAAAAAAAUCUUAGCACUGGUGCAUCAACACCUGGGGUGUUCAGCAAAAUAAUUAAGGGCGAAAUAAUUUAACGACAUGAGCAGAUCCACUGAAUGUCGAUGGAGUCUGUGAAUGCCGUAGAGCUCCAUGAAUUGGGGGAUGGGGACAAGCGCGCUGCCUGCGAGGCCGCUACAACUCCGGGACAGGGACAAGGACCCCGGACAGCGCCCAGAGCUGGAAUCGAGAACACGUCAUAUCAGGAAGAAGAGCACGAGAUGCGGUUCAGUGACCCAGCCAGCUCGAGUGUUCAUCGGUCCAUGUCUAAUGAUAGGGGCUACCAGACACAACCCCAGCCUUUCCAGCGAAAUGAACUCUCACCCCGGUCUGAGGAGGGCCAUGUGACUGACUUCAAUGACCAUUCUGUCGACUAUGGGUUUAUAUCUGCCCUGGUGUUCUUGGUGGGUGGAAUAGUACUGGUAAUCAUUGCCUACACCAUCCCCCGAGAGGCUAAGGUCAACCCAGACCUGGUGUCAGCUCGUCAGAUGGAGAAACUGGAGAUGUACUACGCACAACUGGGCUCGCACCUCGACAAGUGUAUCAUAGCAGGCCUGGGACUGUUGACUCUAGGGGGGAUGCUCUUGUCCAUCUUGCUAAUGGUGUCCAUAUGCAAAGGUGAGCUGUACCGCCAGAGGACUUUUGUCCAACCCAGGAAGACGUACGGGUCGAUUCACCUGCGGAUGAGACAGUUGGGCGAGGGGGGAGAAUCUAUUGUUGAAUGUGAACCUAGUCACACUGGCACCACAGCUCCUGCCACAAGUACAGAUGGAACACAGAUGUCCAGUGGGACCCAACAGGAGUAGCACAAUCUGAGCACAUUUCUAUCCACAGACUAUGUGAAGGGUUGUAAUCAUUGCUUGAGGGGCUUUGUGAAAAGUGAAGCAAGCCAGGUAAGCUGAAUGUGGUUAAGACUAAGAGCACAUCUGGAACUACACAUCAUGUAUUGAUGGAUGUAGGAUCAAAUCAGAGACUGAGAUGGAUCUGAAAAGCACAAUGGGCACCCUUGAGGAACUCAUUGUAUAGGCUAACUUGACAUGCUGUAAACAGAUGGCUAUCAGCAUCUUUUCAAGACUUGAAUAUAUGUCUGAAUAAUAUAUGUAUCACAUUGUUAAUGAACAAAACAUGUACAAUAUGUAUAGGCCUACAAAUGCUAUUGUUGUUAUUAUUAUCAUGUAAGGAUACAAUGCCUUAAAAAGUUAGUCGCUGUAAAUUGUGUACACAUAUGCUAACAUACUAAGCUCAUGUGAGCCAAUAAGCCAAGUUAAAUAUGUAGCAACUCACUGGAGCCACUUAACCUGUUGGUUGUUAUUAUAACGUGGUCUUGGCAAGAAUAUACAGCAGCACAAACAAAAACAUCUAAGCAAGUGAAAGGUUAGAUUUGCAUCAGAGGCUUUGGGCCAGGUUUUUGCUGAAUUUAUGGAAAACAACAGAUUAUUUUAUUUCAUAAUGGUGUAGAAAUAUAUAUAUACCAAAUGUGGAGAACCGGCAACAACUUUUCCUCCAAAAUGUGUUAAGGAGAAUGUCCAUACACACACCAUCAUGCAAGGUCUUGACCAAAGAAAUGGGGUCAUAAUUAUAUUAUGACUGGGACAACUAUAAUUGUCCCAGUUGUUUGCUACAAAUUUAGCCUUUAUCUUUAAAAAUACAUUAGAGCCAUUUGGUAACAUAGAUCAUAUAUCAGAGAAGUCCUUAUGAAACUUUGUAAUGGAAAAAUGGCGCUGGAAGAAUAAAUCUCUCUUUCUCUCCCC
Messenger RNA from Salvelinus sp. IW2-2015, 2593 nucleotides. RefSeq names its product transmembrane protein 74B. Lineage: Eukaryota; Metazoa; Chordata; Actinopteri; Salmoniformes; Salmonidae. The record is from RefSeq and is a predicted model, not a curated record.